AGAUGGAUAUAAACUCCAAACUGGGACUCGAUAGAAAAAUGGGUUCUCUCUAUUUCCUCUCCUUCUCAUGGCGCUCACAGCCUCAACCAAUGCUCUCCCUUUUAUCUCCCUCGCUAGAACAAAUAAACCAUCUCCCAACUUCAUCAGCCCAUUACAUCUCCCUUGCUACAAAUCCAUUUCUAAUCUCACAACAGUUCGAACUCAAUGCGAUGUCUCGGUCUCAGUGGCCUUCAAUCCCUCAGGAAAUUUCGACCUCUCGCUCACCGCGGACGAGGAGGACAAUCAAGUUGAAGCACCGCUCCCCCCAACUGAAGGGCGUCUUGAAAUCAUAAUUAAUAACGACACUAUAAAAAGUCUCGACUUAUCUCCUGUUUAUGCAAUUGCUGGAAAUACCGCUAGUACAGCAGAUAGUUUCCCUGCCAAACCCAAAGAGCUUCUGGAACGUACAGUUGGCUUUACAAUCAAUUAUGAAAGAGACGAUCCAUAUGAUAAUCGUGAACUCUCAGAAUUUCCUGAAAUUAGGCUAUGGUUUGUGAGACUUGAUGCCUCUUAUCCUUGGUUUCCUGUUGUGCUAGACUGGAGAGCUGGAGAACUUGCUCGUUAUGCAGCAAUGCUAGUACCUCAUCAGAUGAGCAUGAGAAUGGGCAUUGUGUUCAACCCUGAGGCCCUGGAGUUGUUUGUUAUGAGCAAGGCCUUUACUGUGUAUUCCUGGUUGAAGGAACAGAAUGUUCCAAAGCCAAAAUUAAAGACAAAAGAUAUGGCCAGGAUGCUCGGCUUUGGCUUGGGAGAUGAAUUGUUUGACUUGGUUGAAAAACAUCCUUUGAAUCCUUCAUGAUGUGUUAAAUGUUGGAUUGAAGCGAAUCAUCUGGAUUUAAGAAUGACACCCUCACUGACUCUGGCACUUUGUCUCUGAUCAUUAUGGAUUAUUUCUUGCAGCUUACAUGAACAUUAAAUCCAGAAUGCAAUAUUCUCUGCUAGAUAUGGGAGCGCCGUAAUGCAAAGUUUUGAUCAAAGCUUCUAGUAUUAAGGUUUUGCUUAGCUUAGGCACUGAACCUGCAAACCCUCACAUUUGUAUAUGGUAUUUGUUUGAAAGAGUGAACAGUAUGUCCCCAGAAAGAUUUUCUAUUGUAAAAGAGACAGUUGGUACGUGCAGUCCAUCUACUUAUGUUUUAGCAGUUUCAUUUA
Asparagus officinalis (garden asparagus) is the source of this 1185-nucleotide messenger RNA. Its product is annotated as protein CHLORORESPIRATORY REDUCTION 6, chloroplastic. Gene Ontology annotation, cellular component: chloroplast. The coding region runs from base 68 to 835 and encodes 255 amino acids. Gene Ontology annotation, biological process: NAD(P)H dehydrogenase complex assembly. The transcript has 4 exons. The record is from RefSeq and is a predicted model, not a curated record. NCBI's taxonomy places the organism in Eukaryota, Viridiplantae, Streptophyta, Magnoliopsida, Asparagales, Asparagaceae.